GAAAAAACUUCGACUCAAACCAAACUCCAACGUUAGCAAGUACAACCGACAUUGUUUUCUUCCGCAACUUUCAUUUGAGUAAAGCGUGUUGAAUCGUUUAAUUGCCCGCAAAGUCACACCUGUGACUGCGUAACGGUUUAAAUAAAAUAAUCAUUCACUGUCGCGUACAUACCAGUGUUUUCCGGUCAACUAAUUUAUUGCACAAAAUUUAGCUGCUUCUUGGUGGUAGAGAACAGUAUAUCGCUUAAGAAUAUAAUAUUUAUUGAUUAAGAUGUACUUUUUAAGAAAUGGGAUGUGAUGAGGACACUUUAACUUUUUUUUUUUUUUUAAAUAACGCCUUGUAGUUCUCCAUCGUCCCUCGGUGCGUAUUGCUCAACUCUUACUACUACUACAAUCAGCCUACAGCCAAACUUUGGUGCCGGGCCAAUUAUUUCCCAGGAAAAUGUGACUGCUAGGAAUUCCCCACGCAUCAGCCCCUGCCGGAGAAAACCACGACCUUGUGUCAGGAAGCACACGAAAGCAGCAGGAGGGUGAGCAGCCCGGUGACUGGGCGAUGAUGUAGCCGAGCCACCGCUCCGUUAGUCUCCAGCUCACACCGGGGAUAAAACCAUGUUUUUCUAACGCCGCCGUGCUUUAGGAGAACAGCCACUCACUGCCUUGUAUAAAGCCAGGAAUAUGCUGUGCUGAUGACAACUUCUGUCAGGGUGUAGAUGCUCCAGGCGCAGCGGGGCCCAGCCUCUGUGUCAGAGAGGGACGAGGCUGCUCCCACCUGGGCCACGGCGAUCCUCUGAAACUCGGCUCGGGGUCUCUCUCUCUCAGAGCACCAACUGCCCAGAUUAAAAAAAAGCACCACAGGGAAGCCAUUUUGUGAAGUGAAGCUGAGUCUGUGCAGAGAAGGAGCUGGAGUAGUCAUAGCCGGGAUAUUUUAGGCCGGUCUCUGCCCUCUGAACUCCACUGCCAUGACGACUGCAGUGCAGCCCAGUGAACUCGUGUUUGAAUUCGCCAGCAACGGGAUGGAUGAAAUCAAUCAGGUGUGCAGUUAUCUCAUCCCCAUACCCGGGUCUGAAUCUUGUGGAACAGGCUUGAUUCUGGAUGACCCGUCAGUAUUCCCAGCGGUGAUUGUUGAGCAGGUGCCUGCAGCCGAUCUAUUGCAGGUCUACUCGGGCCUAGAGUCAGAUGAGGUGACUAACGGCAUCAUGGUGGACACCACUCUCCAUGUGGUUGAGGAGCCAUCCAUCUUGGUGGGAGGAGUGGACCUCUCAGAAACAACAGUCCCAGGCACACAGGACAGCAUGGAGACGAACGAAGCUGCAGCGGCUCUUCUGAACAUGGAGUCUCCAAACAACAUUUUGGAUGAGAAACGAAUGAUUCACACCUAUGGUACUCUGCUGGAGCCAGACCUGACAUAUACCCCACUGAGGCCUGACCACAUAGACAGCGUUACCCUUGAUAUGUCCCUGGAUGAGGACACUUCAUCUAUGGAUGAGAUUCCCCAAAAAUGUCCCCUAAAAACUCAGAAAAAAACCAAAGUGCGAAAGCCGCGGGCGGUGCGUCCCUGCUCUCCUAUCACCACCCCUAACCUGCCACUCAGGAAGAAGAGCAAAGAGGGCAAAGGCAACACCAUCUACCUGUGGGAAUUCCUUCUGGCUUUACUGCAGGAUAAAAACACCUGUCCCAAAUACAUCAAGUGGACACAGCGGGAGAAAGGCAUCUUUAAGCUGGUCGACUCGAAGGCUGUUUCAAAGUUGUGGGGCAAACACAAGAACAAGCCUGACAUGAACUAUGAGACUAUGGGAAGAGCUCUCAGGUACUACUACCAAAGAGGCAUCCUAGCUAAAGUGGAGGGGCAGCGGCUGGUAUAUCAAUUUAAGGAGAUGCCAACUGAUCUAGUGGUGAUUGAGGAUGAAGAUACAGGCUCUGAUGCCAAUACUGGCUACGGGAACCAGAGAUCUACCAAUGGGCGGUCUGUGGUCCGUGGAGGGUCCAAAGGGCAUGGAAGGGGUCAUGGUCAUCAUCAUGUCUCAGUAAAACAGAUGAAGAAAGAGCCUAAUGAUGACUAUCUGUACCAGGAAGCUAACGGUGGCCAGGCUGAGCAGCUUCUUCAGUCUGUUCAUAUGUUGCAAAGCAACCACGUUUCGGGUGUCCAAGAUACAGCACAAGCUAUGAGGACCAUCAGUACUCCUAUGGUUCUGACAUCUUCCAGCUCCCUUCAGUCUGUUCCCCUCGCCACUGUUCUGGCCAAUGGGGACUCCAGCCACUCCUCCCCUCCUCAGGUUAUUCUCCACACCAUGCCCUCCACGACAGCAGGUGGAAAAGAUGUGCUCACCAUCCAGACGGCCUCUCUAGCAGGUGGGGCCAACAGCCUGCAGGACGGCCUCCCUCAGCAGCUCCUGGUCACCAGUCUGGGUUCCUGUGCCAUUUCCUCCGCCUCCUCCUCCUGCACUUCCCCUCCAGGAGUCAUUAAUUCCACUGCUUCCAACCUCAACAGUCUUCCCCGCCUCGUUACCAUCAACACCACCUGUGGGCAGACCAUGGUGGCACAGCAGCCCGGCACUGUAAUUGCCACGGUGCUCAAAUCCAGCGACCUUUCUGGGCUGCAGGUCAAAGAGGAGAUGCUGGACCCCAGCUACUUUCAGUCAAUGGUGAACGGUGAUCCAUCACUGGCGGCACAUACAUUUGAGAAAGAAGAGAUGGAGGCAGGGGAGGCGGAGCUGCAGUAUAGGACUGUGAUCAUUGAUACCAGUCAAAGCCAGGGCCAAGAGGCUGCAAGUGAAACUAUAAUUAAUGGACAUUCCUCCCAGAGCAGCAGCCCUAGUGAGGGUCUGACCCCAGUGGAGGAGCUGGAAGUGCGUGGGGAGAUGUCCCUGCAGCCUGAGCAGGGAAUCAAAGGCCUGCAGGAGCUGCCCCUCUCUGUCCAGCUGCCUGCAAACUUUAUCCAGAUAAAGACAGAGUCUGCAGAGGCUUAGAGCUGCAGGACUUUUCCACACAAGCUGAACCAAAAACAACAAUUGAAUCCAUUUUGACCACAGACUUAAUAUAUUCUUUUCCUAACACAGUGAUCUGAUCAAAGAUCAGAAGUGAGGGAUCAUUGCUCUUAAAGGUUGGUCAGUUCAGCCUCAGGAUUUAUUGUUUACUCACAUAUUUUGUGACCACGUGCCUAAUUUUAGAAAUCAAGGGAGUGUUUAGUUUUUUUAAAAAGUAAUUUUUCUGAUUUGGGAUUAUCAUCUGUAGACAUGAACCCUGACACACACAGAUACGGACACACACAACACAAUAUGCCUUCCCCUUUAGGAGAGCAGCCAUUGGAUGAACCAGGGAUCCCUGUGUACCAAAUGUGCCAGUUAGUCAUUUUUAGCUUACAUCUCGUUGGAGUAAUAUGUUUAAAGAAGAGAAUGAAUGAAACCAAAACCGGGGACUGAAUGCCAAACGGUGCUGACAAGUCUGAGAAUGUGCACAGUGUGAGUGUGUGUAUUUUCUUUAAACCACAUAUAGGUUUGUAUUUCCAUGGAACAGGAAUGGAUGUUGUGUCAUGGUGUCCAAUCUGCUAAAAAGAACACACAUCUCAAGCUAAAUUGAAGAGUGCCUUAAAGGAGGUUCAAAGAGCUCAAGUCUUUGUUGGAAGUGUCUGUGGAAAAAAUGAAAAAUGGACUAAAUGACUUUCCAGACUUUCAGACUUUCAAGAACUUAUUACUCAUUUAUUUUCAUAUAAACAACAUAGGUAUGCAUCCAUUCUCUAUUACCCCUGGCCUUAAAACACUGUGUUACUAUGGAAAUGGGCAUUUUUCUGUCCACCAAGGACAGUGUAACAUCAAAACUGUUUGUAUAGAGCUGCAGACCGGAGGCACAGAAAGAUAGGGAGGCACAAAUGGAGAAAGAAUACGCAGGAUAAAACUGAUUUUAUCAGUCUGUGCCUCAGAGGCUUCAAGGUUUAAAUCCUGUUUAUAUAAAAUGGAAUAUAUAUAUAUGAAUCUAUCUAUAUAUAUAAAUAUAUACAUAUAAUAUACAUUUGAGAUUCAAUUUUAAGGCCACAGGGAAUUUAUUUAUUUUGUGAAUUACUAAAUUCUGUAUAAAAAGGCACAUUUGUUUUCUAUUUACAUGUGUAAACCUGAGGGAAAAUACAAAGAAUAUGAACGUUAAUACCAGGAAGCUUAUUCGGUGAUUUUUUUGUAAGACCAACAUUUUUCAUUUGUAUAGCAUUCCAUAUAAUCGGCUUUGGUAUUUUCUUGAGUUUUGGACUCGAGUGCUCAGUGCAGCAUCAUUAUUCCACUGGUAUAUUCUUUUAUUGUGGAUAUCCUCUGUUGUGUGUCUGAUUUAAACAUGUACUGAAUGUGCUCUUCGUUUCAGUGGACAUACCUCUUUACCUUUUUCAACAGUCAAGCAGUCGAGGCUGUGCAUUCAAAAAUAUCAUGUUGUGUGUUUUGCAUAAAGUAUCAGCUGUACCAAUCGAUGUCUUCAAGUCAAAUCAAGUUUCUUCUGCUGUUUGGUACAAAGAGGUACCAGUGCUGUUAGUAAAACUCUGCUCCUUCCCCUUCUUUUCCUUUCUCGCCUCAUCUCCUCGUCUUGGCGUCCCUCCUCACCUCCUCCUCCUCUCCUGCUCUUGGGUCAGUCAAGUCUGUGCCUUCUUUAUUUGCUGUCCCACUUUGUUAAGAACCUCUCAGGCCAGCCAUCCGAUUGGCCCCUCGGUCCUGCUGGGGAUGAAGCCAUAUUGAUCCUGAGUGGUAUCACGGUUAAAUUGGUUGUAUUUUCCAGCCGGACUGUAGCUGCAGAGUGAGGACAUUCAGACACACUGACCUCCAUCUGCAGUGGCACCUAAGGACAGGAGUUAAACGCUACUUUACAACCCCACAUCAGCCAAAGGGCUCUGGGUCUGCUAAGACACUCUGAAUGUAUACCUGUUUUUUUAAGUACAUGCUUUUGCAAAUUUUUUGACAAUCAAUAAUUACACUGGGUUACAUUUGCAUUAAAAAUCAGCCAGUUUUUCGGUGGGGAGUUGCUGCUUAUUUUUGCUUUGUAUAUAUUCCUGUAUCCUGCGUUUUUCCGUAAAGCACUGUUGUCUGUGAAAUGUUGAGGUAUGUCCAUUGCUUACGUUUUGUUGCUUCUUUUGUCUUGGGUUGUCAAUGGCUUCCUUUAUGCUGAAUAUAGAAUAGAUUUUUAAGAAAAAGUCAAGAUGCUAAUUAAAAACAAAAUCUUCUCCGUUGA
Molecule: messenger RNA, 5199 nt
Organism: Amphiprion ocellaris (clown anemonefish)
Lineage: Eukaryota; Metazoa; Chordata; Actinopteri; Pomacentridae
Gene: elf1
Product: E74-like ETS transcription factor 1
Exons: 10
Coding region: 960-2966 (668 amino acids)
Biological process (GO): cell differentiation; regulation of transcription by RNA polymerase II
Cellular component (GO): nucleus
Molecular function (GO): DNA-binding transcription factor activity, RNA polymerase II-specific; sequence-specific DNA binding
Source: RefSeq, a predicted model, not a curated record